Messenger RNA from Manduca sexta (tobacco hornworm), 617 nucleotides. RefSeq lists its product as uncharacterized. The record is from RefSeq and is a predicted model, not a curated record. The transcript is spliced from 3 exons. Bases 297 to 617 code for a protein of 106 amino acids. NCBI's taxonomy places the organism in Eukaryota, Metazoa, Arthropoda, Insecta, Lepidoptera, Sphingidae.
UUAUAACAAUAUAACAAUUUGGUUACAUACAGAUAUAACUAUUUAUUAUUAAUUUUAAAUAUUAUGUUUAUAACUUUCAGCACUAUUGUAUAAUUGUAACACAUAAUAAUAUAAUUUAAUUUUCAGAUAAUGUGAUAAUAAUCAAUGGGCACAGACUAAGCGUAAUAUAUGACCCACCGCACCUAUUGAAAGGUAUAAGAAAUAAUUUUUUAAAAAAAAACAUAGAAUUGAAUGGAAACAUUUCAACAUGGAAAGACAUAAUUGAAGUUUAUAAAACUGAUUGCCAUCAUGCCGAAAUGAGGUUGUUACAUAAAUUGAAUGAUGAACAUGUCAUUCCAGAAAAAAUUAAAAAGAUGAAGGUAAAAAAUGCUACUAGAGUAUUUAGCAAGACAAUGGCAGCUACUUUAUCAUAUUCUGCUCAGUUUUCUCAUUAUGCUGACGGAAAAACUGUCAGCACUACGUUAAAAAAUACAGCAGACAUAAUUUCAUUUAUGGAUGAUCUAUUUGACUCCGUGAACGGCGCAAAUACGAAAAAUAGGGGCAAACCACUUCGACAAGCGGUAACAGAUAAAUCGCCCCACAUUGCAUUUUGGCAAGAAGCUAUAAAAAAAAUUUAA